This is a messenger RNA of Archocentrus centrarchus (flier cichlid), 3074 nucleotides long. It is a transcript of the gene racgap1, whose product is annotated as Rac GTPase activating protein 1. Lineage: Eukaryota; Metazoa; Chordata; Actinopteri; Cichliformes; Cichlidae. Gene Ontology annotation, molecular function: GTPase activator activity. Bases 221 to 2122 code for a protein of 633 amino acids. Gene Ontology annotation, biological process: mitotic cytokinesis; mitotic spindle midzone assembly; Rho protein signal transduction. The record is from RefSeq and is a predicted model, not a curated record. The transcript is spliced from 17 exons. Gene Ontology annotation, cellular component: cleavage furrow; nucleus; centralspindlin complex.
ACAGCCGAGUGGUGUUCUUCUCUCAUUGGCUAGCGGCGAAAUUUGAAAUGCAACCCGCUCAGUAUGGUCGUGGCUGUGGAAGGAUGUGGGUAAAGGUUCAAAAAGCUAGCUAAAAAAAAAAGCUUAAAAAAAAAACGUAAAGAGAGCAGUGUACUAACUAAAUUUCUUCGAAGGGCUUUACCGUACACCACUUCUCCAGCGUCUUAAAUUGUAAGACACAAUGGAGACUGUGGUGCUAAACCUCCAGAGCUUAUAUGAGAAGCUCAGGACGCAAGUUGACCUUCUCAAUGAGAACAUUGAACCCAACUUUAUUCAGAUGGCACAAAACUUUGAUGAUUGCCGUCGCAAAUGGCUAAAGAGUGAGCAGGAGCUGGGGGCAUGCAAAGAGAUGCUGAGAAAUAUAGAGACUGAGAGGGGAGCCUUGGAGGUCAAACUGAAACAUGCCCGCAACCAAGUAGAUGUGGAGAUUCGGCGCAGACAAAAGGCUGAGGCUGACUGUGACUCACUGGACCGUCAAAUUCAGUUGAUCCGAGACCUGUUGACCAGUGAGGGAUCCACUAAUAGCAUCCAGUUGAGUGCAGAACAGCGCUCAGCUCUGGCUUUCCUGAACACAAACUGUCAGGCAACAGCCAAUCUCAAUACCAGCCGAAGACUGAUGACGAUAGAUGAAUCAGGCUCCAUCUUGUCAGAUAUCAGCUAUGACAAAACGGAUGACUCUCUUGAUUGGGACUCCUCCAAUGUGAGAACAGUGCGACUCAAGAAACGAGAAAAAAGGCGCUCCUCGAGAAAUCAUGUUGAUGGUCCUCCAGUUGCUUCCAAAAGGUCCCGAUCAACAGGAAAAACUUCAGAGAUGGGAAAUGAGGCCAUUGUGACGAAGACCACAGUGACUGUUCCUGCAAAUGGAGGGUCUGUUGAGGCAGUUUCUACCAUUGAGACUGUUCCUUACUGGACUCGCAGCAGGAGAAAGACUGCUGCUAUGGAGUGGGACUCUGAAUCUGUCAAGUCUGAGGACGUCUUCAAGCAGCCUGCCAACCCUGACGGAGAGAUGAAAGCUGCGCCUAGUACUCCACAAAGCAAUGGAGGCGUCCGCUUUCAUGAGUUCGUCUCCAAAACUGUCAUUAAGCCUGAAUCCUGCGUGCCCUGUGGAAAGAGGAUCAAAUUUGGCAAGAUUUCACUGAAGUGCCGAGACUGCAGGGUGGUCUCGCACCCCGAAUGUCGUGAGCGCUGCCCUCUGCCAUGCAUCCCCAACCUCGGUGCCACACCAGUCAAAAUUGGGGAGGGUGUCCUUGCAGACUACGUUCCAGACACAUCACCCAUGAUCCCUCCCAUUGUGGUCCACUGUAUCAGUGAGAUUGAGCAAAGGGGACUGCAUGAAGCUGGGCUGUACCGUCUUUCUGGUGCUGAUCGCACUAUAAAGGAGCUGAAGGAGAAGUUUCUCCGUAGCAAAACUGUUCCCGUGCUCAGUAAGGUGGAUGAUAUCCAUGCUGUCACUGGCCUCCUCAAGGACUUUUUGAGGAACCUCAAGGAGCCUCUUCUCACCUUCCGCCUCAACCGUCCCUUCAUGGAGGCAGCCGAGAUUUCAGAUGAUGACAACAGCAUAGCUCUGAUGUACCAAACCAUUGGUGACCUGCCACAGCCCAACAGAGACACACUGGCUUUCUUAAUCCUUCACCUUCAGAGAGUUGCUGACAGUUUGGACACUAAGAUGGACAUUGGUAACCUGGCCCGAGUUUUUGGCCCAACUAUUGUUGGUCAUGCAGUUCCCAAUCCAGACCCAAUGACAAUCCUACAGGAUACCAAACGACAGCCUAAGGUUGUGACACGUCUUUUGGAGCUGCCGGUGGAUUACUGGGCCCAGUUUGUGAUGGCAGAAAACGAGAAUCCAAACUUGGACCACUUGAUCAUUGAAAACGCGAACUGCUAUGCCACCCCUGAGAGAGCUGCAGUGAGCAUACUGGGACCUCUGACCACUCCGGAGCACCAGCUCAAUAAAACCCCCUCCUCAAGCUCUCUGUCUCAGCGCAUGAAGUCCUCUCUGACACCCAGAUUUGGGUCAAAGAGCAAAUCAGCAGUGGGAUUUUCUCGCCAAGGGAAGUUCUUUUCUUCUCCACUCCUCAAAUAAUAACAAAGCAGCUGCAUUUAAUACUUUAUUAUUACUGCAAUAGCAACCAGUACAUUUAUGCAUAAGCUUUGAUUAUAUCUACAAACACCUCCAUUGCAGUCUUCCUCUACAUAGAAAUCAUAUUUCUCAAUGGUAGUUGUUUGUUUUUUUUGUAAUUUGUAAAAGGAUAAUUUUUUUUUUAACCAAAUAGGUUUUUGUAUCUGUGCACACUUGUGUGUCUUUAGGAUUGUUGCUUUUACUAAAUGUCUGACGUGGCAUUCUCAUUUCAGAUGAUAACACACGAGAAUAUACUGUGUAUUCAUUCUUCUAGAAAAGUGUGCUCAUAGAUGAAAAUAUGUACUGUAUUUGCACAAUUUUAUUGUGACCUGCUUCUAAAUAUAAUCAUUUAAGUUUUUCAGCUCAUGUGUCACUCAGAAGUGGAAAAACUUGUUUGGCAUUUCAUUCUAGGUUGUAAUUGAUUGUGUGACUGCAUGAUCUUUUAAUUUUGAUGUUUGUUAUUUCAUUUGUUUUUAUUUUAAUUGGAUUGUCUCUACUACCCAGUGAUUUGUGAUGUGAAUAUAAUUUAGAAGUGUACAUACCCUUUCCUUUAAUAGCAAACAGUAGUAAUAAGACUUCAAUGAAGACCUUUCUCAUUAAAAAGAUCUACUUGGUCAUCAUCUGCAAGCUUCACUGGCUGUGGAUUGUUUUAGUAAAUGUCAUUGAUCUCUUGAGAAGGGCAACAAAAGCUCUAACAGGAGUUGUGGUCACUGGUUUGUGCUGCAGGCUGUAGCCUCUGCUGUGCCAGACCCUUUAAGUGUUUAUUGCUCUGUGUGAUAUUUGUACUGUGGGAGGCUGCUUAUAAGCAAUCCUGUGCAGAAGGCAAUUACAGUGUGCUAUUAGGACCUCGUUCAGUUACUGGGGCAUUAUUUGAUUAACGAUUAGCACACAUUUAGAACACAAAUACUCUAAAAUU